This is a messenger RNA of Kuraishia capsulata CBS 1993, 3432 nucleotides long. RefSeq lists its product as uncharacterized. The transcript has a single exon. Gene Ontology annotation, cellular component: prospore membrane. NCBI's taxonomy places the organism in Eukaryota, Fungi, Ascomycota, Pichiomycetes, Pichiales, Pichiaceae. Bases 1 to 3432 code for a protein of 1143 amino acids. The record is from RefSeq and is a predicted model, not a curated record. Gene Ontology annotation, biological process: protein localization to prospore membrane; ascospore-type prospore membrane formation.
AUGUCUACACAGCGACAAGGCAACGAAUUGCUCAUAGGACCUGACAUAAGCAUUCCAAGGACCUCUUUUACAGCAUUCCGGCUUACAUAUUGUAAUCCGAAGGAGAUUUACGAGAGCUCGCGGGUUGUAUCUAUUGGCCCGAUUCCACAUCUAUGGCUUGGAAGCUCAGAGCCAUGUUUCUUGAAGAAGUUUUCGGAGAAGUUCCACAUAGUCACCAAGGCGAAGCAGAUGGUAGGCUUGGUUGACAACAUGAUUGGUGGUUCCGAGAGUGUGGUUGAUGGGGUCGGUAACUUUUAUGCUACGGAAGACCUUGAACCUGGAGCGAGAUCUCCUGCCAAACGAGGAUCACGGAUAAGAAGGACGAGGUCUGAGCAGACACCAAUUGCUUUGGACUUUUUCUUGAGCCACGACUCAGCAAGUGAUGAUUCAGAUGAAGAGGAUGAUGAUCUGCGACGUACUCGCAGUCUAGAUUCGGGAAUGGUUGGCUCCGUGUUUAGUGCAGAACGACACAUGAAGCAACGAUUAUGGAAUGCUAAAAGUGAUGCUCUUCUUCUUCUGGAUCACACAGAUGCAGAUUUGCAAGUUUCCAAUAAAGAUGUUGACUCUUUGAGAGACUCCCCGAGAGAUUCCUUGGAAGACUCCUUGAGGGACUCUUCUUCCGAGUCGUUUGUCACUGCCAAUGAGUACAACCUGGAGUCUACCCCAGACGACCAAGACUCUGAAGAUUCCGUUAAUGACGAAGUAUCUGAACACGAGAGCAAUAAUGAUAAUGCUAAUGAUAAUGAAACAAUCCAAGAGGCUUCGGUGAGAACCUUCAACGGAACUAUCUUAACUUCCGGUUCAACUGAAGCAGCCAUUGAGAAGCCUGAGGUGGUCGCCGCUGUGCCGCCUCCUCCAGGCCUGCAACAACAUAAUGGAAUAUUAUCCCGGACUUCCUCGGUAGCUGAUGGUGCACGCCCAAUUGUCAACGCUGUCUCUUUCAGCAGUCCAGUUCCACUGGUUCGUCCGAAGACUGGUCUGUUGAAAAGGCGAAAAUCUGCCAAAGUUCUACACGAUGUUCUCCCAGAGCCAGAGUUUAUUACCGAUGCCCAUGUAAAGAUCAGUACUCUGAAAGUCCCUCAUUUCAAGCUACAAAAACAGCUGCGCAAACGGGCCGUGUGGGCCCGGGCCAGAUUUCUGAUGGAUAUAAACCGCGUUGAAAGAACCUUGAAGCUGGACAGGUUCUUCUCCAGCUUUGUGAAGGGUGAAGUCAUCAAGGUUGAGAAGAUGCUUGUAAUGGUGCUAGGUGAUGAUAACAUUAGAGAGUCCACAACGGGAGAUCGAAUCCUUGAACGCUGGAAAGAGUAUGUGGUAGUUGCUCGUUCUAGAAACGAUUAUGAAGAGCCUCUGCUCGUCCAGUUCUUCAAGGAUAGAGACAUAUCCAUCGUUGGAGAUGUUGAGCAGACAAUCACAGACCUAGAUUUCAAAGUGAACAUCUCGUCCACCACUGUGAGACCUUACAGUGCAUUGGACAAAAAUCUCUGUGUCACCAUCAAGAAAGGAGAUCAGAAAGUGCGAUAUAUCUUACAAUGCCAGGCCCAGUCAUCUUCGUUGAAGUGGCUUCAUCUUUUUCAGAUGGUGCUAGGUCAAUCAAGCAAGGGUCAGGUCACCAAGAUAUUUCUUCCCCAUCUUCACCUGAGCCUUGGAAUCAGGCUUCCUAAAGAUGCACUCUCAAUAAAAUUUGCAGAGACAGCUAACUCGCAUACACUUGAGUUGUCCUACAAUCCCAUUGGAUACAAAGUAUCGAAACUUCCGAUCUAUGACUACAUCAUAGACGUGAUCAUGGCAGCACUCAAAACGAUGAACCCGGACAAGGUAUUUUCACAGAGACAAACCCAAAGGCUGUUGGAGCUAACAUCAAACCAUUCCUCUCUAGCAUUUGCUUGGAGGCAUUAUGACAGGCUGGAAUGGGUAUUUGGUGAGAAUCUGAAGUAUCUUUCUGGGCAAAUUCUUGAGCAAACACAUGAUCUGGAGCUGAGACAAAUGGUGCACUAUUCUAGACACGUUCUUACCACUGAUGGCCUCCUGAUACACGAGCCUCCCCCUGUGGAAGGAUUUUUGGCUCUACUUACCAAUAGAGGUGGGAGUAUGAUAUCAGCAUUGGGAAGAAAUGUAUACAGGCUGGUCUAUUGCUUUACAAACGACAAUCUCUUGAUGUUCACGAGAUUCUCCAAUGCCGUUCCAUAUUUUGAGCGCCCGGAUAUCAUGUCACCAACUGGUGAGGUGCUGGAUGCAGCAGCUCUACAAAAAGCUCGACAGUCACGGCCUCUAGUCUCUGAUGUGUCGAUGUACCCUUUAGACUCGGAUGAUCAUGUCACAUGGCUGAACCCAGAAAUGUCCAAGGAAGACUUUGAGAGGAACGAUCGCAGAGCUUUGUUAGAAAUGGAAAGAAGAGCUGCCCAGGUUGUUCGUGCCAGUGGAAUGGUUGAUUUAUGUGAUGUUUUGGAAAUCAAAGCCUUAGACUCCUCGCAGCUGAAGCACAUAGUCAACCUGGCAGGUUCACUUGCUUGGACCGGUGCUCCUGCUUACGCAAACGAUGAUUCUUUCAAAGACUCCAGUUUUGAGGUGAUUAGAAGAGACGGUACAAGACUAGUUUUCCAGGCCUUUUCCUCCGAAGUUAGGCAAGAAUGGAUGGACCGACUGCGCAGUAUCUCGGAAUAUUGGACGAACCGCAAGCGUGAGGAUAUGAUUGAUCUGGUUAGGGUUCGUGAGAGGAACAUGGAUAACCUCAACGUUGAUGAGUAUACCGAGUCUACUAUCGCCGAGUCAACGUCGAAGUGGGAGAACUCAAUGGGAUCUGCUGAUCCCCAUGUCUAUCCUAUUACAUCUCAUGCUAUGACUAGAACAGUGGUACGGUGUGGCAUUUUAUAUCAGAAGCCGAAACGCCAUUCUGCUUUCCGGAAGUACUAUGUGGUUCUGUGUCCUGGUUUCUUGCUUCUUUAUCGAAUGUUCAGGAGAAGUGCAAGAGAUAGCACUAUCAAGCCAACCACUUAUUACCGCCGGUACAUGUCGAUUCCCCUAAAGGAUUGUUACAUAUACUCGGGGGAGUCCACUGCUUUAGAUCUGCUGAAGAGGAAUACGACUUUUGACCAUCUACAUCCCGGGCAUCACUCUUUGCCCCGUGUUUAUCCCGACGGCUGGAAAUCUUCGGAGGAAGAGCCGUCUCGUUGCUUUACUAUAUGGUUUGGUUCGAAACGAGUACUGGUACAAAAUUCGAAGGACAAUGACGGCAAUCCAGGGAUUAUAAGAGCUGUUAAUCGGUUGGGUGUCACUGGUCGCUCUGCCGUGUUCAUGGCUAGAUCAAGGCAAGAGCGAGAUAUCUGGGCUACUAACAUUUUUGUUGAGAUUGAGAGGUUUUCCGCACCUUCUCAUAGUGAGAUUAACCUACGAUAG